Messenger RNA from Sardina pilchardus (European sardine), 2139 nucleotides. RefSeq lists its product as uncharacterized. The record is from RefSeq and is a predicted model, not a curated record. Bases 477 to 1412 code for a protein of 311 amino acids. Gene Ontology annotation, molecular function: GTP binding. Lineage: Eukaryota; Metazoa; Chordata; Actinopteri; Clupeiformes; Clupeidae. The transcript has 4 exons.
CUGAAUUCCAGAGCACAGCAGACCAACAAUACAGGAAUGACCGAUGAUGGAAGAGAAAGGUGUCUAGUCAUUGAAGGCCUGUAGAUCUUCAGUCGAAUGAUAUACCUUUCAUCAGGCCCUUCACUCCAGUACUCUGGAUCAGCACUAUGGCUACUGUGUUCCAUGCCACAACACAUAAUAAGAAAAUGACUGGGGUCCAGAUAAUCAUGUCAGUGUUAUGCCUACCCUCUCUUUUUAGAAAAGGGUCAGGGACAUGGCAAGGACAAACCAGUUCUGCAACGUGGUUUCAAACUUUCCAAAAAGCCUUGGCCUUUCCGUUCGGUCAUAUGCUCUCAUAUGACGGGAAGACUUCAGACUGAACAGAACAGAACAUAAAGUUCAGUAUAUAGAAACAACGUCAUCCAGGCCAUCAUCCACAUCUACCCAUACACAAAGAUAGUAUCAGAAGGGCCACUUAAAACAAAACAAAUAUCAAGAUGGAUCGUGGAUAUGUGCCUAAACAUGAUCUACGGAUAGUCUUACUGGGUCAGGCUGGUCCAUGGAAAGGCUUCGUCAGCAAGGACAUCGUGGGCCUGUGGGCCGAUGGGUCAAUGUGCUUGGAGAGAGAAGAAUCUGGCCGGACAGUCACCAUGGUGAUGACCCAAGGCUGGGACAGUGAACACACUGGUGGUGGUGCAGUAGAACAGGAGGUCAUGAGAAGCGUGACCCUUUGCCCUCCAGGGCCGCACGCUCUCCUGCUGUCGCUGCCCAUCGGGCCCGACGUGGGCAUCACAAGGCGUGACGUGGAGAGGGCACAACAGCACAUGAGCUUCCUGUCUGAGAAAGCCUGGAAACACACCAUGGUUGUGUUCAUCUGCACCUACAAAAUAAUGUCUAACACGAUCUUGCUGGACAGACACAUUCUAGGGCAGCUUGUAGAUAGAUGCGGAGGAGGACAUCCUAUUAUUUUUUUGGACAAGCCCAGUUCUGAGCUCUUACAGAAGGCAGAUCAAAUGGCGGCAAGAAACAGACAAAGUUUCCUUCAACAUCAUGAGGUGAAAAUGCCGAGACUAACUAUGGAGGCAGAACAGCUUGCAGCCUUCAUUCAAAAUAUGAGGAAUAUGAGGGGCAGUGGGUCACCAGGACCACGACCCGCAACGGCACAUCAUAGAGAGAUGCCACAGAAUGACAGACACAUUGGAAUGGUGGAUCUUUUGGGUGUGUUUGAUGGUUGUAGUCCUGAACUUCUUUGGUGUAUUAUUAUCUUUGCUGGCGUUUGUCUAGGUUUCAUCAUGUGUCUAGUUAUUUCUCUAGCCGAACGUAUCUGUUCAGUUUAUCCUUGGUUACCAUCGGUUAUUAUUGGCUGCACAUCCACAGUAGUCUUGAUUUUUUUUUUCUCUUUUUUUUUGCUUACCUCACUAAAAUGGAGAUGAUGGUGACAAGGUUUAGUACUACAGGUUGUGAAAACCAGCUUGCUGCACUAGUGACGAAAAAGCUGUUGGGUCUGUGAUGUUGGACUUACUGUAACAACCAAAGAUGUUUGGAUGAUUAUCAUGUCUGGCCUCCUUCUUGGACUGCCAACCCACACUGAUAUGGAGUGACUAUUCAAGACGACGUAAAAAUGAUGGGUUCAUCAACUGACAUUUCAAAUAGCCUUUGGACUGUUGGAUUUUUAAUAAACAAACAGCAAUUCCUACUGCACUAACCUGAAUCGAAACAAGCAACAAUUUCUGCUCUGUCCCAAAUUCAAAGACCGUUUCAGAAUGCCACAAAUGAAAAGCAUGACCAGUUAGAGUUGCAGAGUGUGAUGUCACUUACAGUAUACCAGAGAGUGUUUAGUCACACCAUGUGCCAAUUUCAUACUGUAUGGCCAUGUAUCAUUCCACAAAAUGGUGUUUGUAUUCUCUAUCAUCAAGUUUGUAAAUUAGGCUAAACAGAGCCUUAACUCGAAACAGCUGUUAGGCCAUGCUUACUGCAUGAUUAUUAUGAUAAUAAUUUGUCCAUAUUCAUUAUUGAGUGCUUAGCCGGAAUGAUGUACAUGUAUGCAGUAUUGUACAUAGGGCCAGUUUUUGUCUGAUGCAUGAUAAUGAUAUAAUAAACUAGAUACGUAUACUGCAAAGUGGUACAAAAUAUGAUCACCGCUCAGGCCUGCACAUUCUC